Messenger RNA from Sturnus vulgaris (Common starling), 1499 nucleotides. It is a transcript of the gene TNFRSF1A, whose product is annotated as TNF receptor superfamily member 1A. Gene Ontology annotation, cellular component: membrane raft; signaling receptor complex. The record is from RefSeq and is a predicted model, not a curated record. Gene Ontology annotation, biological process: inflammatory response; signal transduction. Gene Ontology annotation, molecular function: tumor necrosis factor receptor activity; tumor necrosis factor binding. Lineage: Eukaryota; Metazoa; Chordata; Aves; Passeriformes; Sturnidae.
UCACUCUCCGCGCUGCUCCGGCCGGCGCUGGGUAGGGCUGGGGCGGCUUCCUCUGGAUGUGAGGGACCCUGCUACGGGGAUGUAGCGGGCCGCGGAGCCAUGCGCGGCCCGGCGCUGCCCCGCACCUCGCUGGGGACGGUUAUUCUAAUAUUCGUGUGUGUGUUGACAAAGGAAUCUGUAGAAAUUACUCCACUGCCAUAUAGACUGCAAGUCCGUCGGGUAGCUUUGGAUGGAAGAGACCCCUCUAACCCUUUGAGGAGAGAAAAGAAACAGAUGCACUGUCAACUGGGACAAUACCUACACCCCAGAAAGACCCACUGCUGCAUGAGGUGUCAUGCAGGUACCUACAAGGCAAAAGACUGUGAUGGGCCUGAUCAGGCAACUGUCUGUCUUCCGUGUGCCAAUGGCACAUUCACAGCUGUCGAUAACACCAUGUCUAAAUGCUUCCGGUGCACACGCUGCCGUACAGAACUUCAACAGAUAGUAGAGACCCCUUGCACCCCACAGCAUGAUACUGUAUGUGGCUGUCAGAAGAAUCAGUAUCAGAUUGAUUCCGCGUCUGAAUUCUUCCAGUGUAGGAACUGCAGCUCCUGUGCCAAUGGGAUUAUUGCCAGCUGUUCAAAGAACAAAGAUGCAAUUUGCAGGUGUAAGCCUCAAUUCUUCUUGUCACGUAGUAAUAUUUGCAAGCCUUGCAACAGCUGCACUGGAGAAGACUGCUUGUGGUGUCCUAGCCCAGUUGCUACCUCACCGACUUCAUCUGGGCUGAAUGGAAACCUUGUACUUGGCAUCCUUGUUGCAAUAUUUGGAUUUAUCUCUAUCCUCUGCAUUGCAUGUAAAGUAGGGAAGCUGGUCCAGAAAAAUAGGGCAGUGUCGUCUUUCUACUCCUGUGUUUCUUUACCACAGACAACCAAGGAGACGGUAUCAGAGGUUGAGGAAAAGAGAAAUGGAAUUUCCACCCUUCUUCCUGAGCCCCAAAAGGAAACAGAAUUGCCAGUAAAUGCAACCCUAUCAUCUGGACCUCUACCACAGAGUUCACAUGAGUUACCAGACUGCGUCAGGCCGGCCAGGAAGACGCAGCUCCCAGACAACCCUGCUAUUCUGUACACUAUGGUGGAUCAGGUGCCACCAUCUCGGUGGAAGGAGUUUGUGCGGCGCCUGGGCCUGAGUGACUAUGACCUGGAGCGGAUUGAGCUGGAGCACCGGCGCUUGCGAGAUGCCCAGUAUGAGAUGCUCAGACUAUGGAAACUGCAGAUGGGCCGUGCUGCCACUGUGGAGCACAUCAGCUGUGUUCUCAACCAGAUGGAGCUCAGUGGCUGUAGCGAUGCUGUUCAAGAAGCUUUGCUAAACCAGAACUCUCCUCAACCUUGCAGCCUCCACAACCAUCUUUAAUCUAUUUCUGCUUUAGCUGCCUUUGACUAUUAAGAGGGGAUCAUAGCUCUCUUUCUUUCCCUGUAUCUUCCCAUCUUUGUAACACUCGUCAGCUGGUUUUGUUGGAAACC